UGACGGUUCUUUCAUGUGAAGGCUUACAUGCCUGGAAAAUCAGGCACUGAAGCCGCCUGAAGCUUGGGAUAUAACUUUGUCACUCUUCCCCCUUGCAUCUGAUCGAUCACAUGACAACUGAGCUUAUUAUCCUGCUGUCAAAGUUCUGCCUUUCUAUCUUUCUUCCUCAAGCACCUUUGAUGUUCAUUUAGUCAUGUCUUAUUUCUUCCCACCCCGGCAAUCUUCCCAGCUAGAUGGUCACGAGAUAAUGGCAACCGAGAUUGAGCUACUAGAUCGACAUCGAACAGUCUAUCGUUUCAAACUUGAGCCAGGCUCAUAUCGGCAUACAAUUCCCAAGACAGCCACCUCUGUUAUUGUUAAGCAACAGAAAGAUGAAUGGGAAGAAGAGUUCAAGGAUGAGCAGAGGGCCUACAACAGAUUAAAGAAGCUCCAGGGGAAAGUGAUUCCAUACUUUUAUGGUCGGGGUCAUUUUGAUGGACGACCUGCACUCGUAUUAUCAGAUGUUGAUGGGAUUACUUUAGAUGAAUUAGCCCGCAGCAACUACGAGGUCCCCGAGGAGACAUUAAGAUCUUCUCUGGAGGAAGUCUUUAGUGAGUUUUCGAAGCAUGGAGCUUUGUACCGAGACCAGAAGCUGGAUAACUUCUUGUUGUGUGAUGGCAAAGGCCGCGAGAAGAGCAGAGUGAUGGUUGUUGAUCUCGAGCAGACGUAACCCCGGGCGCGAAUCAUCUCCACUUGAGUUCUGGAUGUCUGGGCAUGAUAAGGGUGUCUCCCUCAGCGAGCUAAAUGAUUUUGCACGCGAUCUGUCAAGAAAGUCUUG
Molecule: messenger RNA, 817 nt
Organism: Aspergillus fijiensis CBS 313.89
Lineage: Eukaryota; Fungi; Ascomycota; Eurotiomycetes; Eurotiales; Aspergillaceae
Exons: 3
Coding region: 194-709 (171 amino acids)
Source: RefSeq, a predicted model, not a curated record